Molecule: messenger RNA, 2019 nt
Organism: Capronia coronata CBS 617.96
Lineage: Eukaryota; Fungi; Ascomycota; Eurotiomycetes; Chaetothyriales; Herpotrichiellaceae
Exons: 4
Coding region: 1-2019 (672 amino acids)
Cellular component (GO): plasma membrane; growing cell tip; cell division site
Source: RefSeq, a predicted model, not a curated record
AUGCUCAGACCCGCCACCCCUCUGACGAUUUUGCUGCUUAUAUCCUUCGUUCUCUUGCUGUUAUCUGUCAUAUCGACCCCUGUCGUCAAAAGCAUCCCCAUUGCAACCUAUCAGGGAGUCAACUUUGGUGUCUUCGGAUACUGUACAACUUCCCAAUGCAGUGGUAUCCGCGUGGGAUAUACAACGGAUGGCCUAUUCGGUCCCGGAGGUGAUGGCGACUUCAACCUGCCCUCUAGUGCACGACAUUCCUUAUCUUCUCUGCUCAUCGUCCAUCCGGUCGCCGCAUUCUGCAAUCUGGUCUGCCUCGCUUUGGCUGCGGCUGCACACUUGCACUCUCCAUCUCACUCCGCCCGGUAUCUCCUCGGCCUUCUGAUCCUUCUCCUACCAACACUGCUAGUUACUCUUCUCGCUUUCCUGGUGGAUAUACUCUUGUUUGUUCCGCAUUUACAAUGGGGCGGAUGGAUUGUUCUCGCUUCUACAAUAUUGAUAACUGCCUCCGGGGUGGUGACUUGUGCUAUGCGGCGGACCCUGGUUUCGCGCAAGGCUCGCAAGAAGAGGAUUGCGGAAAAUGCUGAAAUGAGCGGCGAGAACUACUACAGCCGACAGGCCCAAGAGUCGAAGGCGGGCGCUCAAACUUUCACGACUGAACCCACCGUUCCGAUGGUCAAUGGCGCUCCUGGAGCAGACAGGCUACCUGCGUUUGCGACGUUCAAUCCCGCUUCAAAGACAGACGAAGAUCUCCAACCCCUCAGGUCGCAAGCCUUAUCCGACGAUCCUACUCUGGUCCCUUCUCGAGAUGGUGCUUCAGAAAAAUAUUAUGGCCCUCCUUCAAGAUCUAACAGUCGACCACCUCCGGAUGAUCGUCGGGAUGCCUUCCCAAGUGCUCCUCCACCCGGGGCAGUCGGUGGUCCGCCCAUGCCCAUGCAGGGCCGAAGACCAGGGGAUGGAUACCCGCCUCCUGGGCCAUAUCGCGAUGGGAGUAUGCCACCACCCGGUAGUAGGGGAUACGGUUCCCGAGGCAGGGGUGGCUAUCCCCCUCGUGGAGCAAUGAUGGACGGUGGCCAGCGACGGCCGCCUCCAGGAUAUCCUCCCAAUGGCCGUGAUGGCUCCUCAUCCGGAUACAUACCGCCCGAAGAAUACUCAGAUCCGAAUGGUCGACAUCCGACCAUUGCCGCCUCGCAGCCCUUCAUCGAAGGGGGAGACAGGAGAUUUGAUGUAGCAAGCCCGUCUAUAUACACGACUGGACCAGACGACCGUCAGGGUCCGUAUGGCGCCCGGGCACAAUACGUUCCCCCUCGCGCCCAGUGGAACAACAUGCCUCGUGAUGAUUAUGCUCAGCCCAUACCCUCUGGGCGCUAUGGCCCCGUAGAGCUUCCCACGGGCGGCAGUCAAGCGGCAGGCUAUGGUGGCCACAAUCGACGCCCACGGGUGAAUUCCGGUGGCAGUGAAGCAUACUACGAAGACGUAAAUCCUCGGUUUGCGGCCGACCCCGAACCAAUGCCCCCAAUGCCAGUCAUGCCACCAAACUCCGAUCAAGCCCACGUGCCGCCCCUUCUGACGCCGGGACAAGCCGGACACCAGCGACCUGAUUCUCUGGGACCACUCCCUCAGACCAAUUCUUACGAAGACCUCCCUGGCGCUCGGUCGCCUGCUGAGAGCGAAACCAGCAACUUCACGUCGGUCAGCCAACGUGGUGUCAACCCCAACUGGAGACCUGGCGCGGGCGGGGAAUUUGGCUCUUUCGGACCUCCUAGUCGAAGACGAGACCAGCAAAUGAAGCGAGAUGUGUUGUUGGAGGGAAACCCCGACUUUGAACUCCCGGGCAUGAAUCUACCUGCGCGACCGAUCGGUAGAGGACGAGGCGGCGGUGGCCCUGGCAUGAGAGGCGGCGGAAUGACGAUGCUAGGCACUUCGAGGAUCCCUCCGGCUAGCGCUGUCGGUGCAGGGGCGGAUGGAAGGUAUCCUCUGGCAACGCCACCACCGCCUGGACCCGGUGGGAUGCCGGUAAGAGAGAUAUAA